Tilletiopsis washingtonensis is the source of this 1133-nucleotide messenger RNA. RefSeq names its product NAD(P)-binding protein. Bases 7 to 912 code for a protein of 301 amino acids. The transcript has 4 exons. NCBI's taxonomy places the organism in Eukaryota, Fungi, Basidiomycota, Exobasidiomycetes, Entylomatales. The record is from RefSeq and is a predicted model, not a curated record.
CGCACCAUGUCCGACGCCGCCAAGUCCGCCUACGAGGCCACCGUGGCACGCCUCACGGCCAUCCGUGCGCACCUCGAGAGCGCGCCGCGCCGCGGCCGCCUCGCCGGCAAGGUCGCCGUCGUCACGGGCGCCGGCUCGCGCAGCGGCAUCGGCCGCGCCGCCGCCACGCUCUUUGCCCACGAGGGCGCGCGCCACGUCUACUGCCUCGACUUUGACGCCAGCAACUUCGAGGAGCUGGCACAGCUGCUCAACAAGCGCUACCCGGACGUCAAGGUCACGACGCACGAGUGCGACGCGGCCGACGAGAUGGCGAUCAAGGACAUCUGCCAGCGCGCGCUCAAGGAGGAGGGCCAGCUCGACGUCUUCUUCGCCAAUGCCGCCGUCGCGUCGGCGGCGCCCAUCGUCGCCACCGACGCCGAGGACGUCAUGGAGAUCUUCCGCAUCAACGUCUCGAGCUGCUUCCACGCCGUCAAGUACGCGUCGGCGGCGAUGAAGGUGACGUCGGCGCGCAAGCCGGCGCCCGGCGGCUCCAUCGUCCUCACGGCGAGCGUGGCGGGCCUGCGCUCGGGCGCCGGCUCGGCCGACUACUCGGCGAGCAAGGCGUCCGUCAUCUCGCUGGCACAGACGAGCGCGUGGCAGUUUGGCGGCACGGGCGUGCGCGUCAACGCCGUGUGCCCCGGGCUCAUCGAGACGGGCAUGACGCUGCCCGUGUUCGAGAGCGCAAAGGAGCGCGGCACGGCCGCCAAGAUCGGCCAGCUCAACCCCACGAAGCGCUACGGCGCCGCAGAGGAGAUCGCCAACGCCGUGCUCUUCCUCGCGUCCGACGAGGCGUCGUACGUCAAUGGCAUCGCCAUGCCCGUCGACGGCGGCCUCAGCGCGUCGCACCCCGUCAUGCCGGGCAAGCUCGCCUGAGCACACGUGCAGAGUACGCACAGAACAAGGCCGCACACCCCGCACACUCAUGUCUCUUGAUCCCCCGCGCCGAGGUCCCGUCUCCGCAUUGUCAUCGUCUUAUCCCAAGCGGCCGGUGCGAUGAUUAGCGGUGACAUUGCGUUGCCCUUCUUCUACGCUUCUUAUGCGCCUGCUUCCUCCUGCCGGAUGCGCUCCUCGGCGCGCCGGCGUGCCGUCUCGCG